Messenger RNA from Centropristis striata (black sea bass), 2868 nucleotides. It is a transcript of the gene cabp1b, whose product is annotated as calcium binding protein 1b. The record is from RefSeq and is a predicted model, not a curated record. The transcript has 8 exons. The coding region runs from base 1672 to 2301 and encodes 209 amino acids. Gene Ontology annotation, molecular function: calcium ion binding. NCBI's taxonomy places the organism in Eukaryota, Metazoa, Chordata, Actinopteri, Perciformes, Serranidae.
AGAGAGAGAGAGGGGAGGGAGGAAAGACACUGUAUGAGAGAGGAUGGAAUGAAUAAGCAAUCUUGGUUUUUCUACUCCUGGCGCUUGCAUCUCGGUCUGAUCACAUGCAUGCUUCCUCUCCCUCGCUUAUCUUUGUGUUGUUCUGAUCUGUCCUCUGUCCCUGUUUACAUAUUUCCUCCUUUGUCUCAGUGUCCCUCCCCUUGUGCCUCCCGGCGUCCUUGCCUCUAGGUCCUCCCUGUACACUCCUUCGUCCUCUCCCUCCUACCUUACCUUUACCUCCUAUGAUAGCUAUCUCUGCUCCUCUCCCUGCCUUUUCCCAAAUGUUAUAUUAGUUAAUGACCCACUGAACCCUCUUUCCCUUUCUAGUCACCCCUAUUCCCAUGCAUGCCUGGAAACAUAUGCAAACACACAUGCAUACACUUACCUACAGCCACACUAACACAGACACGGGUUAGAGAGAAAACAUAAAACAAGGAGGAUUUUUCUUUGCAAUGGGCAACUCUGUAAAGUCGCUUAAAAUUUUCACCAAGAAGGUAAGGUCCGCUCUGCUGUGGUCUCCUUGAGUCCCCUGACUGUUGGUGCAUGUUUGUCUCAUGUUGUGUCCCCAACUUGACCAAAGGCUAAUUGACUGGACCUUUUCUGACUGAACCCUGUGUACUGUCUAACUGAUUAUUCACUAACCGGCUGUCUUGUACUCUUACUGUGUUUUGUGUUGCUGGAGUUCAAGCACAUGGGAGAAUAUUGGAAGAGUUUUUCAAGGUGAAGCUUGUGUCUGGUGCUAUAGUUUUAAUGUUGGGAACUUGUCUUUAUAUUGUUUCGGACUUUGUUGAAAAGUCUGCAUGUACUUUAGGAAUUGCAUUUAAGGGCUAAUAUGACAAUUGCAUCUUAUUAAAAGUCUUCUUUCUCAAUAAGUUCCCUCUGUGCUCAUUAGUGCAUGGUUUUAUUCCCUAGAAACCCCAUGUGAGUCUUUUAGACAGAGGUCAGAGUCUGCGCUGCUUGUGCUCGACCUGUUUUCUGAGGUGAAGUCAGUGAAUUUGGAUCGUGUCACCAAACAUUAGAGCGGGUCAAAUCUCACAGCGAUGCCACCUUACAAGCCAGAGGAAGAUUUCUACCCUGUUGAAGCUGCACUUGCGGGAUGUGACCAGUCAGUGGAAAUGUUGCAAACAGGUGUGCUCUUUCAGCUAUAUCAGAUUCUAUUAGCCCAGAUGUACAGCUGGUAUUGAGGCAUUAAGAGUGCGCAAUUGAGUAGCGACGAGUGAAUAACCUUUUUGAAAAGGUCUCAAGAAGAUAACCUUCGUCCGUGCAAUACAUCUCUUACAUCUGUGGUCCUCAUCGAGUCAGCGUAUGCUUGAAUAGGCUCUCAGUGUAGCAGGCAGACGUUCCCACAAAUAGAUUUGCCUUCAUAUCAGCAGCUGCACAUCCUUGAGGAAGCACAAUAUGACAUGCAACUGUUGAUGCCAUCUGUACAGAAUGUGUUGGAGAAGUUCUUGUUCGACUUCAGCCUUUUUUUUCUUUUUUUCUUUUAUGGUUAUAUAACUGCAAGCGCGUGGCUUCAUAGUACUUUUCUGGCACGAUAUACCCACAGACAGCCCUGCUCCAUGCAUCACUUGCUCGGAUUACCCAGUGGGCAUCCGUUCCUGUGGUGGGGACUGUAGGAAUGCAUGAACUGGCAUGGACCAAAAGAAGAACUACAAAGCAGUGCAGUCCUGUGAGGAGGGGGGUUCUGGGGGGGCCUAUCUUGAGCCGCUAGUGGCCCUGGCCCAGAACGGAGCCAACAUGCACAACGUACUGGGGCCUGCAUGCAUCUUUCUACGCAAGGGCUUCGCUGAGAGCCGGCAGGCUGACCGAGAGUUAAGACCCGAAGAAAUGGAUGAGUUGCGUGAAGCAUUCAAGGAGUUCGACAAAGACAAAGACGGCUUUAUCGGCUGUAAAGACCUGGGAAACUGCAUGAGAACUAUGGGUUACAUGCCAACAGAGAUGGAGCUCAUAGAACUGAGCCAGCAGAUCAACAUGAAUUUGGGAGGACAUGUUGACUUUGAGGACUUUGUUGAACUCAUGGGUCCCAAACUUUUGGCUGAAACUGCGGACAUGAUCGGGGUGAAGGAGCUGAGGGACGCAUUCAAGGAGUUUGACACUAAUGGUGACGGCCAGAUCAGCACAGCAGAACUUAGAGAAGCAAUGAAAAAACUUUUAGGACAACAGGUCGGACACAGAGACCUGGAGGACAUCCUACGAGACAUCGACCUUAACGGAGAUGGGCAUGUAGACUUUGAAGAGUUUGUGCGGAUGAUGUCCCGAUGAGCUCCCAACAAUAAGUCGACAUGUGGCAACACGACAUGGAUGCUCUGAUGGUACGGGAGGAAGAGUAGAGAGACCAGUACAGAGUUCUGAUGGAUCUUGAACUUUUGAACUGUCAGUGAACAGAAAAACAAAAACAUAUCAACCCUGCCCUGAAACUGCCAUGCUGAAGCACAAAGGCUGACGACUACAGCCAGGAGCGACACUGUUGAUCAUAUGCUGCUGCUGUUUCUUAGAACAUAAACAAAACCAACAGCUGCGUUUUUGACUUUUACAAAGUAUAUUUUAAAAAAAGCAUAUUUUCCUUUAGUAAUGACAACAUUUCUAAUGCUGAUGUGGCUGUUGACUCAAUGGGUAAUGGGAGGUUUGUUUGCUCAAACACCAUGUUAAUAAAUGUAGCAAUUCAAAAGACAUUUUCAACAACAGCUGUAUGCCAGCAAACACCCAAACCAAUACAGCACAUUCCUCUGAGGACAUAAGCACAAAUAUAAUAUGGCAAUAUGGAAAUAUUUCAUGUGAUCCUGUCAAAGCUGUGUGUUUGUGUUUUGUGCAUACUGUUGUUUCCUGUUU